Protobothrops mucrosquamatus (brown spotted pit viper) is the source of this 966-nucleotide messenger RNA. RefSeq names its product olfactory receptor 6M1-like. Gene Ontology annotation, cellular component: membrane. Gene Ontology annotation, molecular function: G protein-coupled receptor activity; olfactory receptor activity. Gene Ontology annotation, biological process: G protein-coupled receptor signaling pathway. The record is from RefSeq and is a predicted model, not a curated record. The transcript has a single exon. Lineage: Eukaryota; Metazoa; Chordata; Lepidosauria; Squamata; Viperidae. The coding region runs from base 1 to 966 and encodes 321 amino acids.
AUGCUGUCCUCUACAGAAUCUCAGAACCAGAGCAUAAAUAUGUUUCUUAUUUUGGGCUUCCCUAAUACGAGGAAGGUAGAAAUUGCUCUCUUUUUUGUCUUUCUCACUAUGUACCUCCUUACUGUGACUGGUAAUAUCAUCAUCAUCAUAACUGUUAAUACAGAUAACCAUCUUCAAACCCCUAUGUACUUCUUUUUGGGAAAUUUAUCAUUACUGGAUAUAGGGUAUACUUCUUCAACUGUCCCUAAAUUGCUUUCCAUACUUUUGAUGAAUGUGCACCUAAUUUCCUUAGUUGGAUGCCUUUUGCAAUCCUACUUUUUCUUCUUCUUUGGGUCAGCUGAAUGUUUCCUCCUUUCAGUGAUGGCCUAUGACCGAUACAUGGCCAUAUGCUACCCACUCAGAUAUCCAAUAAUCAUGAAUAGAAGAAUAUGCAUUGUUUUUGUGAUUGUUUGCUGGAUAAGUGGCUGUGUAGCUCCUUUGAUAGCUGCCAUUAUGGUAAUAAAUUUACCAUUUUGUGGAACAAACAUAAUCAAUCAUUUCUUUUGCGAUAUUCCACCAUUAUUAAAACUGGCUUGUAUUGAUACAUCAUUGAUACAGCAGAUUACCUUCUUGCUUUCAGCAAUGGUGAUUCUGAGUACUUUUCUCUGCACCAUUAUUUCUUAUAUUUAUAUUGGUAUAACUAUAUUGAAAAUACCAUCUUCACAUGGUCGUCAUAAGGCUUUUUCCACUUGUGCCUCUCAUCUGACUGUUGUUUCAUUAUAUUAUGGAACUGUUAUUUUUAUGUAUGUAAGUCCAACCACCCGUUCAUCCUUUGACCUGAAUAAAGUAAUAGCUGUGAUAUACAGUGUGGUUACUCCAAUGCUCAACCCAAUGAUCUACACAUUGCGGAACCAAGAUAUGAAAACUGCUUUAAAAAGAAUGUUCAGAAUGCUGAUAAAUAGGAAAGAAUUUGAAUUAUCUAAUUGA